Pomacea canaliculata is the source of this 2520-nucleotide messenger RNA. RefSeq lists its product as uncharacterized. The transcript is spliced from 2 exons. The coding region runs from base 255 to 887 and encodes 210 amino acids. The record is from RefSeq and is a predicted model, not a curated record. Gene Ontology annotation, molecular function: hydrolase activity, acting on carbon-nitrogen (but not peptide) bonds, in cyclic amidines; zinc ion binding. NCBI's taxonomy places the organism in Eukaryota, Metazoa, Mollusca, Gastropoda, Architaenioglossa, Ampullariidae.
UAGCUGUUAUUCUGACAAAGUAGUUGCAAACAGUUCUGUCGUACAGAGGAAUAUUACACUAGACUGAGGACUUUUCAUGUUGGUCUGGUACAUGACGAAAGGCUCUUAAGACACCGUGAAUGUUGUUUUGAGUGAAUCUCACACAUCUCACAGAAGUGAUUAAAAAAUAAGAGAAAUACAUCUUUUAACCCCUCGCCAACUAGAUACUUUCCAAAAGCGACAAGCAAGUGAUUAAGAGCUACUGUGCCUGGACCAUGGAAAUUUCAAAUGAUUUCGUAGGCGUUCUGUCUGAUUUCAUGAGGAAUGGUGUGCAUGGACAGACAUGGCCUAAAAAUGUUUCCUACGCCGUUGCACAGUACAAAGAGGGCAAAGAAACUCGCUAUUUUAGAGCCAAGAACGAUUAUGCACAUGCAGAAGAGGCUGUUAUUAAACAUUUCGAAAACUUGAUGUGCCUUGAUGAGCUCGUUUCUGAUGACAUAAAAGUAUACAUAAGCAACUCACCUUGUUUUUCAUGCAGCGAUAAAAUUAUAAAUUUUCUUAAAAAUGCUAAACGAUACUACAAAAGAAAUCUGAAGGUCGAGCUCGUGUUCUCGGCAUUUUAUAGAGUGAGGCGACCCUCUUGCGAAGAAAACCCUCGAUGCAUUGGACGUCUUCCAGAUGAAGAUGCCCACAAAGCUCAAGUCGAGGGGCUAAAAAAUCUGUUCACGACUCCAGGCAUUGUUCUUCGCCCCUUCACUAAGCAAGAUUGGAUGGAACUUCAGAUUGCCUUGAGCUGUCGACAGGAUGAAGAUGAAAAGCUAAGGAAGGACUUCGAGCAGCUUAUGUCUCUGAAGUCUACAUUGUCUACAUCUGUUCAUUCAUCGGAAUGUGCCCAAAAGAAACAUUAAAUAUGUUCAACAGGCAAAAUAAGACAAUGUGACGUAAUAUGACGGUUGGUGUGUUCUUCCACUACUCAUAUGGUGUUCGUUCUUGAUGACUAGGAUUCUACAGACGGCAUCAGGAGAGAGCUCGACACGGUGACAUGUCACCCUAGGUGACUACGAGAUGUCACUACUAUUAUUAUCGUCUGUAAAAUUCACAUGUUGAUUUACAAAAUGUGUCAAUAUUCAGCUGUGAUGUGAUUAAUAAGUGAAAUAAUGUAGAAAAGAAACUGAAACUGCACACAAAUACCAAUAGUUUAUUUUGUUAGGCCUUUAGGAUUGGUAUACAACCUUUUGAACGAAAAAUAUACACAUUACAGAUUGAAGAAUAUGUUUUAUGUAGAAUUUCUUUUCUAUAUAUACAUAUAUAAACUGAGCUAGUUUACAAGAUAUUAUCUCAUUUUCUGUCAGCAUCGUUAGUUUAAAUUUUCAGGUUAUUGUACUAAUUUGUUGGAAUGAAACCUUUUUUUUUUUAUCUCUCAGACACGAAAGGCAAACUAUUAAAUUAAAUUCAUUUUUGUUAUUGAUAUGAGACACAGAGCCCGUCUUGCUUAUAUUAUUGUUAGAAACAGAGAAAAACUGAAUGCAGUGGUAAGAGUGUGUUCACUGUAGAAAGUUAUCUUGUAAGAUUAAUUCAAGUCUUAUCUCGGAAGGAAGGAGAAAAUGAAAAACAUUGCUUAUAAAGCUGAACUUUGCACAAUAACAUUUAAAACAACUGAUGAAAUAAGUGGAUGAUUAAUGCUAGUUGUAUAUUUAAAUUUCCUCAUACGUACAUCUCUGGUCUAGACAUAAGGAGCACAAAUAUUCAUUGCUGUGUACUUUUUGUGACUUGAAAUGAUAUAGCGUGUUAUAUUUUUUCAUCAUGCAGAAUUUAGUACAGUGGGAACUAUUAGAAGUACCCCUUGCUGAGGAAAAACCUUAUUGAACGGCUGAAAAUCUUUGAAGGCACUUUUCUCAAAAAGGCCGCCACAGUACUUGCUCACUUUAAUCCUUUAUAAUUCACUCAAGUUUUAGGACUAUACGAUAACUUUUGCAUAAAAAAAGGUCAGAACCUGUACAUUGUAAACAUAUACAAUUUGCAAAAUUUCAAAUUUGAGAGUUAAUACUCAUUCAGUGGUGGCGGGUAACAUGUAUCUAAAGUCAAGUGCUUCCAAGUUUGACCAACAACAUUUAGCGCACAUUAUUAUGUAUAAUAUUAAAGUUCUUAUCACCUUAUAAUGUUUUAAUAACUAAAAAGGACACAACUAAUUAUAAAACCCUUCAAAUGUUGAAUUUAAAUUGUAAAACAUUUAAAGUGUGUGAACAUGUAUAUUUCUGAAAGUGAUGCUUAUAUUCAAAAAUGCGACUAGGUGUAGUAACAUUUAAAAUGUAGUUUUUGAGAGAAUUUGUAUAAUUUAUAACAUAAUAUUUUUCUGAUUGUUAGAAUGUUUGACAGGCCAGUAUAACAGAACUGCAAUGUUAUUUGAUAUUUAAUAUUUUAUUUUGCUACUUUUAUCAGUUAAAACAAGCUCCGUCAGUAUUUGUUAUUCUUGUUGUAUGACGUGUAGGCCAAGAGGUGACCAAGGUUUGUAAGAAGUCAGUGAUAACUUGGUUUUAUGAA